GUGACACUGUUGCUGCUCCUCAUCAUCAUAAAGUUACACCUGCAUGUCCUGGAGUAAAAGCGGAAAAUGCAGAUUCUAUUUCUGCCCUGGAAAAAGAUUGUUUAAAGAGUUCUUUUCCCUUAAAUGAAAUCUGCAGCCCCCAGAAACAAACGGGUCUGGUACAAAUGAGACCAAAAGGACUGAGCUUGAAAGAAGAAGCAGCCCCAAAAAACGACUCGGCACCACAAGAGUACUGUGAACUACAGUUUUCCCCCAUUACUUUCUAUGGGAGAAAAGCUCCAGGCUGCAGUAAUUUGUUCCUUUACUUGCAAGUAAGAGAACUGGAUGCUGAAAAGGUUAUCGGUAUAGACUCUGUCUGGGAGUGCAGAGGGAUAUGUCUGGACACUUUCUUUCUGUGUGAAAGUUGUGAAAAAACCAUCUUAUGCCGCAACAUCUUUGAACAUAUGACCAACCUUAGCCACCAACUCGAAUACAUGAGGAAAAGGCAUCCUGAGUUUCUGAAGAUAUUCUGGCUGCAGAAGGAUCUUCCUCAAGCAUUACAAAUGAACAUUUUGCGAGAAGUUGUCAGAAGGCUGGCAGAGCGUGACCGUGCCUUUAAGGUUGAUGCAAAGUGCAUAAUACUGAAACAAGAGUUGCAUCAGUUUGUCAGGACGGCUCAAUUCAAUGAAGCUUUGAAAAUUGUGCGGAAUAUCCUUAGCGAAGAGAAAACAACGUUCCAUCUAUCAUCCGGUCUUGCAGCCAAGGCUGAAGAGAAAGGCAAGCGCAGUAAUCUGGAAGACAGUUUCAUUGUUGGAGCAUCAGCAGUGGUAAAAGCCUUUAGCCCUGUGAAAAUGACCUCCACCUCUUUAAAGACUAAUCUGUUGGACCCUUCAGCCCAUGAUCCAGGAGAAACUCUGGUUCAGUUUACCAAUCCUAAUGCAUUCGUAAAGCGAGAGUUUAAAUCGGCUGUCUCCUACCCUCAAAGCUUUGGUGAGGAAUUGGUCCCAGAAACAUCCUGCAGUGCUGUCAAGAACAGCCUGUCGGCAUCCGUUGGAGCACAAACCAGAAAAAGAACAGCUGAGGUAUCUCUAAGCCUACAUCAACUGAAAUAUCCCACGCCUGCUAAACGUACAUUUCUUCUACAAAGGCUGAAGAGUGAGCCUGGUUCUCCACCCUCUAUGACCCCUCCACUGAACUCUGUUGCACCCUCUUCUUCGCUUGCUAUGAAAGAUGAAGGCUCCAGCUCCAUAAAAGCUACAUCCACUCUGGAUCAGGAUUUUCUUUUGAAGCCAAUUCCUGGCAUGAAAUGGCAAACCUCCAAGAAGAACCACCACUCUGCAUUGGCUAAGGAUCAUAUAACCGGCAUAAAGUCUGAAAUAGUGUCACGAACCUGUGAUUCAAAGUCCCAGCUUAUUAAAGCUGAGGCGGAGAUGAACCGAGCCUUUAACUCUAUAGAAGGGAACACGGUGCCAAAACCUGAUCCAGACUACAGGAAGGAACCUCUGUCCUUUGGUGCUUCAGCAGCAACCAUCUCGUCCCCUGAGGACUUUCUAGAAGGGAGCACAGUGACCAAAGUUAUACCAUUGACUGAGGUGGCUCCUUCUACUGACUUACAGAAUCUACAAUUCUUUCAUUCCCAAAAGAUCUGUAGAGUUGAGUCCUAUGGUACGUCUACCAACCAUAUCUCAGGACAAAUACCAGAUCCAAAAGGUGACCUAGAAUCUGACUGGACUCUGAUUAGUCAACCAUCUUCUUUUAAAGAUGAAAUUUUAAACCCAGAUAAACACUUCUUUCAAGGUAGCUACGAAGGACUGACUACACCUUGUUUUAACAGAAACCAUCAAAUUGGUUUCAACACUUGCCCACCACCAGCAGGCUCAUGCUGUGCUGAAGCUUUUGAAGGUUAUAAUCCACACAGCCAGUUAAGUGACAUUUCACAUCAACAAUGCAUGUACCCGAUCUACCCUCAGCCAGUCAUUCUGUUUAGUCCAACAGUUCAGUUGCUUCCAGGAGUGGGUGUUUUCCACAUCCCCUGUUACUCAUGGGCAGCAAGGAUGGGAAGGUGAUCUGUAAAGCUUUUAGACUUGUAUGAAGUUGUGAAUAAAAGUUCUCUGAGGAAUUGUUAGAAAUCAUUUAUUUUAUACCUGUUACUUCAGAUUGUUACAUUUCUUUGUGCAUAAAGAAUCACAUUUUUCAUGUGGAACUAAAAUGGUUUGUGAUGAAGAAAAUUGUUAAAGUUGCUUUUAUAUUUAACAAAGUCUGGUUUUCUUCGAGUUUGUUAUAUGUUUCUGCCCUGGAAAAACAUAGCCAAUUGUAGAUCUUGAAUUGUAUGUUGAUUAUAC
Messenger RNA from Cyprinodon variegatus (sheepshead minnow), 2321 nucleotides. RefSeq lists its product as uncharacterized. The record is from RefSeq and is a predicted model, not a curated record. Lineage: Eukaryota; Metazoa; Chordata; Actinopteri; Cyprinodontiformes; Cyprinodontidae. The transcript is spliced from 8 exons. Bases 165 to 2045 code for a protein of 626 amino acids.